UUUGAUAAAGAUAUAAAAUCCAAAAUAAAACAGAUUUACCUAAAAAGUUUGCUUUAAUACUUACUACAGUUGUUUUCUGACUUGUUUAGUCUUCUGGCGAAGUUUAAGUGCGAUUUGAGGCCAUUUAGCUUUUUGUCCGUGCAUACCUCGUAUAACACGAGCCCUGUUUAUGUGGACUUCCUGUCUAGAGCUACAGUAUACAAAACUCGCUCGAUCAAGAUGAAUGAAAAGGGAGAAUGCCCUUCUUCAAUACUAGAGAAGUUGAAGGUUUACCAAAAUAGAAUGGAAGAAGAGCUGAGACACACAAUGGAUUUUUGGAUAAACCAUUCUCAUGACAGUCAGAAUGGUGGCUUCUUUACUUGUCUUGGACAAGAUGGCAAGAUAUAUGACACAGAUAAGUAUGGCUGGAUGCUGGGGAGACAGGUUUGGAUGUAUUCAAAGCUUUACAAUGAAACUGCAGAAUAUAAAACUGACUUUGUUUUGAAAGCAGCUCUCUCAGGAGCUGAAUUUCUUAUGAAGCAUGUCAGUCGACAAGAAGAUGGUCGCUGUUACUUCCAGGUUACUGCCGAUGGAAAACCCAUCAAACUCCAAAGGAAGCUCUUUACCGAGUGUUUUUAUGCUAUGGCGAUGGCAGAGCUUGGGCGUGCAAUGGAUAUGCAGAAGUAUAAGAUACAGGCCGAGGAAACACUGUCCAAGAUAAUUUACUGGGCUCGUGUAGAUGACUCAGCCUUGGGGUUAACAAAAUUAGAGGGACAGAUGCUAGUCAAUGCAAUGGCCAUACCAAUGAUGCUGUUGUGUGUGAUAGAUGAGGUCUGUGGUUGUGAUGAAGCCAUCAGGGAGCGUUAUGCAGCUGAUGAGGAAUGGGCAGUACAACAAAUUUUGCAACAUGUGCAGAGAGAUGGCUCAAUAAUCCUUGAAACUGUGUCCAUGGAUGGCAAAGAGCUUCCUGGCAUUCAUGGCAGGCAUAUGAACCCAGGACAUGCAAUGGAGGCUGGCUGGUUCCUUCUUCAAUAUGCUGCCAGGAAAGGCAACAAGGAACUUCAGCAAACAGCAAUUGAUAAGUUCAUCAAAGCCCCUUUUGAUCUUGGCUGGGACAAGAAACAUGAAGGGAUAUUUUAUUUUCUUGAUGCUGAUGGUCUGUGUCCCGUUCCUUUAGAAUGGAACAUGAAGCUCUGGUGGGUGCACAAUGAAGCACUGAUUGCGUUGCUGAUGGCAUAUGAGAAAACUAGGGAGGAAGGACUUCUACAGAGAUUUGAUCAAUGCUUUAAUUACGCAUUUAAUAAGUUUCCAGACCCUAAACAUGGUGAGUGGUUUGGUUAUUUGGACAGGAGAGGAGACAUCACGCACACAAUAAAGGGUGGCCCAUUCAAAGGCUGUUUCCAUUUGCCACGUUGUCUUUACGUGUGUAUAGAUAUGCUUCAUAUGAUUUUACAAUCUUAACACUUUACAUCUGGUAGAACCAUUAAAUAUCAAUGUCAAAUUGGAAGAAUUGGGAAAUUGAUCAAUGUGCCAAAUUAUCUAAUUUACCACUAUACAUAAGGCCCAGUUUAAAUGUUGAAUUUCACUUGUGCUUAAUCUAAUGCAAAUGAAUGUAAACAACAAGUUUUGCUCAUUUGUAAUAGAUUUGGCACAUGCAAAAUUUGGGACUAAUUCAUGAAUAGUUAUUAAUGAUAAAAUAUAUAUGAGAUAUUUUUAGAUAAUUAGCUGAAAGUGUAGAAAUAGAAUUAUAUUCUAGGGAAUAACAAAAAGCUUAUCACAUAGGUUGAGAAAUAGCUUUUAAGAAAUCAUUUGACAGAAAGAUUUAGUUAAUAUUGAGUUUUUAUUUGAAAAAUUUMAAUUCAGAAUUUUCCUCAGUCGUAUUGUUGCUUUCACUAUUCACUGCACUUCAUAUUCAUAUUGACCUUAAUCUUUUUCUCUUUUGAUUUAUUCUUUUUCACUCAAAUCACCCUUUUUCUCAGGGCUGCAUUUUCAUCAAAUCCAAGAAACUAAAGGAAUGUAAAACCACACAUUUUGUUAUGAGAAUUACCAAACAAUUUUGUGAAAUUAUCUGAAAAACCAAUUAUUUUCUCUUAAAAUGGCAUUUGCGGCAAUAAUGCCUAUAUGCUAAGUUCAAAUGUACACAUAAUCAUGAGAAAAAAUUUCUUGGAAAAUGUAACCCACAUCACUUUAUGCAGCCUCCAGGGCAAUCAUUUUUACGCCAUAUCACAACAACUCCUGUUGAUAUACCUUACAGAAUUUAUCCAGGUGGAGCAGKAUUCGUUUUUGUUUAAGAGUCACACCUCAAGUCUAAGCUCCAAGAAAAAU
Molecule: messenger RNA, 2304 nt
Organism: Actinia tenebrosa (Australian red waratah sea anemone)
Lineage: Eukaryota; Metazoa; Cnidaria; Anthozoa; Actiniaria; Actiniidae
Product: N-acylglucosamine 2-epimerase
Biological process (GO): carbohydrate metabolic process
Molecular function (GO): isomerase activity
Source: RefSeq, a predicted model, not a curated record